Coregonus clupeaformis (lake whitefish) is the source of this 6158-nucleotide messenger RNA. Its product is annotated as protein tweety homolog 3. Gene Ontology annotation, cellular component: plasma membrane. The record is from RefSeq and is a predicted model, not a curated record. NCBI's taxonomy places the organism in Eukaryota, Metazoa, Chordata, Actinopteri, Salmoniformes, Salmonidae. Gene Ontology annotation, molecular function: volume-sensitive chloride channel activity; intracellularly calcium-gated chloride channel activity. Bases 997 to 2679 code for a protein of 560 amino acids. The transcript is spliced from 14 exons.
UGCACACACGGUCGACUGAGAUCUAUUCGCAGAGCGAGCUGCAGUGAGAAGAAGCCUUGUCCUCCUGGGUUUUCGAGGUUCUGUUUGCUUCACCCUCCAAAUCCAUUAACGGUGAACAAUGUAGCAGCCGACGACGAUUCAUUACCGGGAGGACAUUCAAAACGAACUCACGGGACCGCUCGCAGAACGGACGUUAAAUCUCAGUUUCAUUGGAGGUCAUCUAAACCUGAAAUCCCCUUUCUCCUUGGGAUCUAGAAAAGCGGGUAUUUGAUUAGUGGAUAUUUGUCUGACAAAUCUAACCGCAAUGUAACGACAUUUUUAGAGUGGUAGGCUAUCUUUCUAAGGCGUGGAUGUCCGUUAUUGUUCGAUGAGAUGUGAGAUAGUUCUUGUCGUGAUUUCUGCUGCAGUCCUGCAGUUUUAGCCUACAUCGGCUGUAUAGGGAACAAUAGCCUACAAUCUGUGGGUGAAUAGGUCUUUGGUGGUGAAACCGCUAGGCUUCAAGUUCCCACAUUGCAAAAUGAGACUUGGUUACAUUCACGCAUAGCGUGGACCGGAAUAGGGCAUUAUCUGUCGUCCUGGCUAAACGUUGGGAAUGCGGUAAUGGAGAACAGGAAUAAUCCAAUAUAGAUAGCCUAACCACGCGUGGCUGGAAUCAACGAACAGACCGGAGGGAACGAGAAUGUUGGCGGCCCUGGAAAUUGUAGCACGGUAAAUCAAUCAACGACCGACUCUGAGUAACCGAAUGAUUGCUGAUUUGACUGUGGCGUCUGUGGAUGGUAUUCUACCCCAAAACAAACCGUCAAUAACGGAUAAUCUAUAUUUGAAUUGAUUACGGAAUCACAUCAACGAUAACAACCCACUCGGCGCAUUACACUAUUCCAAGUUCAGAAGAGAAUCAUAGCCUGUGCGUGGGCGUUGUUGACCGGAGGGGACACAUCAUAUUUCGGGUUGACAGAUUGGUAGUGACACCGGCAGGUCUGUGUGUGUGAGAAGAGGAUGGCAGCGGUAGUAAACUACUCUCCCCCGUGGUGGGUCAACCUGCUCCACCGCCUCCCCCACUUCAACCUGCAGUUUGAGACGGUCAGCAGCGACUUCAGACCCGAGGACUCAGAGUACCAGAAGUCGGUGCUGUUGCUAGGCGGAAUAGCAUUGGUGUGUCUGGCUCUGGACCUCCUCUUCCUCCUCUUCUACUCUUUCUGGCUGUGCUGCCGACGACGCAAGAACCAUGACGACACACACUCUCACUCACACACACACACACACCAGCCCCCCAACCCUGACUGCUGCUGUACCGCCUGGUGUGUCAUCAUCGCCACGCUCGUCUGCAGUGCCGGCAUCGCCGUGGGUUUCUAUGGAAACGGGGAGUCAUGUGACGGAGCCAACCGCCUGGUGUAUUCUCUACGGCACGCCAACCGCACCGUGGCAGGGGUCGGCAAACUGGUGGCGGACAGUGCCCUGUCUCUGAACCAGACAGUGGAGGGAGGUCUGGUCCAGUUGGAGAUGGCCUACUCUGAACAGACUGACUAUGUGUCCAUCGUCCAGAAGCUACAGGGUCAGCUGGAUGAACUGGUUAGACUGAUGGUGGACAUACCCUUCUGGAGUACCUCUGAUAUCUCACUAGAGGACCUGGCCAUCAAGACUGAAGCCUUUGACUGGUACAGGUGGCUGGUGUACCUGACUCUGCUGCUGUUUGAUGUUCUGAUUUGUCUGCUGGUUCUGUUCGGACUGAUACGCAACUCUAAAGGCACUCUGAUUGGGGUGUGUUUGUUGGGUGUUCUGACUCUCGUCAUCAGCUGGGGGUCUCUGGGACUGGAGCUGGCAGCUGCCGCGACGGCCAGCGACUUCUGCGUUUCCCCGGAUACUUACAUCACCAGGGUAACCAAGGAGAACGCUGUCAUCAACCAAGAUAUCCUGCAGUAUUACCUGAGGUGCAGCAGUGGCCAAUCAAAUCCUUUCCAGCAGAAGCUGUCUGGCAGUCACAAAGCCCUGGUUGAGAUGCAAGAUGACGUGGCAGAACUACUACAAUCAGCUAUACGGGAUUACCCCAACACCAAGGGGAAUCUGGAACAGAUCCAGACCGUAUUGAACUCUACUGAGGUUGGCCUUCAUCAACUCACCGCUCUAGUCGACUGUCGCAGCCUGCACAUGGACUAUGUCCAGGCUCUAACAGGGUUGUGUUAUGAUGGAGUGGAAGGGCUGAUCUACCUGGUGCUGUUCUCCUUCAUCACGGCUCUCAUGUUCUCCUCCAUCGUCUGCAGUGUGCCGCACACCUGGCAGAGCAAGAGGACGGAUGAUGAGGAUGGCGAAGACGAGUCUGGCGCCCACGGCAAUCGGGGGGCGGGUCCUCAUGAUAACCUGUACCGCGUGCACAUGCCCAGCCUCUACAGCUGUGGUAGCAGCUACGGCAGCGAAGCUAGCAUCCCCGCUACGGCCCACACUGUCAGCAAUGCCCCUGUCACUGAGUACAUGAGCCAGAACGCAAACUUUCAGACCCCCAGGUGUGAGAACACGCCUCUGAUUGGCAGGGAAUCCCCUCCACCCUCUUACACCUCGAGUAUGAGGGCCAAGUAUCUGGCCACCAGUCGACCGGACCAGAACCGACGGUCAGUCCCCAAUGACCAGUUGGACCCGGCCAGCCGACCACAUCCCCUCGCCAGACCACAGUCCUCUGUCCACUAGAACCUUCCAGAACCUACCAAAACAUACCAGAACCUACUAUAACCUACCAGAAUCUUCUAGAAAGAACUCAUCAACCACUAAAGAACAGGAACAAACCCAGUACCAAUUCUUCAUUCCACUAAAGAACCACAACCCACGAGAACCACCAACUCCUUAGAACCUAUUGACACAGUAGUCCACUUAUAGAACCAGAACCACUAAGGAUCAUAACCACCUCCUCAGCCCAUAGGAACCACUAAAAUAAUACUUAUCUGAUUCACCUGAACAGACCACAGUGGGUUGAAAAGCAGAGCCAACCAACGGACCAACCAGCCCAACUCACCAGCACCAACACUCUAGAACAGAACCUCAACACAUCAGCCAACCAACACCAACCUACCUACAGACUCCAGAAGAUCACCAUGAACCCUGUAGAUACCCCCCCCACCUCAACUCCAUCCACCCCUCUCCCCUACAACCGUCCCACAGUCCCACUCAGCUUUACACCAUCUCAAACUGGAUCCCUCCACCUGUCUUUACUAAGUAUACUGCCCUCUGGUGGUGACUGCAGGUAUGAGCCUGAGCCAUUCACAGACACACACACACAUCCUGUAUAGAACUGUAAAUAGUGAACUAGUAUGAGUUACAUUCUUGAGGAAGACUAAACUGAAACAUGGUGGUAUCUAGAUGUAUUUAGUGUGUGUGUUUCUAAGGACUGACGCUGUAUCACGUUCUAGGCUACACACACACACACACACACACACACACACACACACACAUACACACACACACACACACAUAGAGGCCUGUACGUGUGUGUGCCUCUCUUUACUCUACCUGCCUCUGUAAACAACCCUCCUGCCAUCUAAUCUACCAAGCCACUAGGACACAGAAUCUGACUGCAAAACGGCCCCUGCACUCUGCAAAACGCUCCCAACAUUCCUGUAACAUCUGGUGUUUUUGACUUUACUGCAAAGGGCUGUUGUGCAGACAGACCAUGUGGCCUGAAACUGAAUCAGAAAGCCAUGUUGUGGAGUAACCACUCUCUCUAAUAUCUGUAUAAAGCUGUAGAUAGAUUUAGCCCCUACUGCACAGCAGUGCUGUGUUCCAUUUAACCUGUGUAGGAGCCACGUUAACUAACUACAUGUAUGACUAGAACGUGAAUCGUGAGCUCUCUCUUGAGUGUGUUCCGUGUUCUGAGUGUGUUUGCGUGCGUCUAACGCACAUGUAAAUAGGAGUCCAGGACCGAACGGAACAUGGUGGAAUUCCAAACAUUCUGAAAUCCGAUUCCAGAUUCCCGGAGAAAGAGUUUGCGUUCUCAAACUAACUCUGGGACUGGAGGAAAAGAGGAAAGGACAUGGGAGAGCUCACCUGUGGACUAAUAACUCUGAAUAAUGAGGGAUGCUGAACUCUCCUAAACUAAAGGACAUGGGAGAGGUCACCUGUGGACUAAUAACUCUGAAUAAUGAGGGAUGCUGAACUCUCCUAAACUAAAAGACAUGGGAGAGCUCACCUGUGCCAAAUAACUGAAUAAUGAGGGAUGCUGAACUCUCCUUACCCCCUCAUUUCUUUUUUAGUUCCAUAAUUCUCAGAAAGGGAAAAUAAAUCCUGGAUAAUGUUGGAUCAUACGGUGAAAGACAGAGAAAUACUUUUAAAAUAAAAUGUUUUUAAUUUAAUAUAACUUGAAAAUGAAGCAUUGGGUGCUGUGACCAACGUUCUCUUUAAAAAAAAUAAGAAUUUUUACUUUACUGCAUUUUUAUUAUUUUGUCAAACAGUGAUCUUUAACGACCUCAGACUGAGAGUAAAGGUCACGAUGAGGUUAGGGUUCACAACCUUUCUCAAACGGGACCUUUUUUCUUCUUCUCAGAAGCACAAAUGAUCUUGGAGGUGACUAUGGGAGACGGAAAAGAAGACACUCACGUUGAUGUGAAGUGUGUGCGUUGUGGGAACACUUAAGCCUCGUGAAACCAGCCUGAUCUCACGUUAGCUCUUGUUUUGUUUCACGGUGAAGUGAAAGGAAACGUGAGCGGUGCAGCGGUCUGUCUCCUUGACCAGGUUAGGGGCCGACCAUAGAGUUAGAUAGAGGCCUCGCUAAAGACCAAAUCUAACUUACUAGGUACUCUAUUUAACUCUGUGGGGCUGCCAGUAGUUCUCUAUGUCUAGGGGCCGACCAUAGAGUUAGAUAGAGGCCACUCUAAAGCCUAAUCUUACCUUACUAGGUACUCUAUGUAACUCUAUGGGGCUGCCAGUAGUUCUCUCUCUCUCUCUACUAUGUGCUGUAAAGUGUAUGAUGAUAAUAAUAGUGUAGCUGUAAUCUCUCUCAUCACUCUUGUGUGUGAUGGCUCGUCCAGUGUAGUCUUGGUAUUGAUCUCUUCUCUCUCUUCUGUGUGCUGUCUGUCUGUACGUACAGUACAGUGGUCUGUGUGUGCGGUUGCCGGCAAGUUAAGGGCUUGGUCCUUAGUAUUAACCAAUCUUCAUCUAAUAAGCACACACACACACUAACAUUCAUCGCAGACCCACACAUCGCAGACCCACACAUCGCAGACACAAACAUUGUGGACACACAUUGCAGACACACACAUCAUGGACACACACACACACACACACUGUUCUUUAUAUCUAGCCAUUGUCCUGUGAACUGUCACUCACACACAUAGAACUGCAGGACCCAUACACCCUCACUCCUUUAAAUUUGACACUGGUUAGUAUUUGCAUCAUGGGAAAUGUAGUGUAUUAACUAGAGGGAUUUCCAGUUAAUGGGAGAAAGAGUCCAUAGGAAUGAUCGUUCGAACAAUCUUGAUUAACUCUCUCUGGGUAGAAGUUGCCUUUAACCACAGAUCUAGGAUAAAUUGACCCUCCCAUAAUCCUAAUCUUAACCAUUUAGGGGGAACACAAAAACAUUUCUUAGAUCAGUGUCAAGGAAGCAACUUCAUCCUACCAUGACAAGCUCAGUGUGUUUGUAUAAUUUACUGUGAAUGAAAGACCACUUCUCUGUCGUUUUCAGCGAGACAAUCGUAACCGGUGUGAUUCCACUCAUUUAAAUAUUCUGUUCAUCGCGUCACCAUGACAACGCUACCUAUACUACUGCGUUUGCAUGACGGGACAAAAAAACCGUUGGAAACUAAGAACCAAUGGCCUUUUCUUAAAGUUUUAACACUAACAACUCUUCAUAUCACACGUGUUAAUUUCUCUGUCUUCUAAAAAAUAAAUCUAAAAAAACAAUAGCUAGCUCUUUUUGUAGGGUAAUAAUGCUAAUAAUGGCACCAUUUUGUUUUCUGUUUUUCUUUAUAAUAAUGCUGAAUGACUGUGUCUUGCAUUGCAUCUUUUUUUUGGAUAAAAACGUACUGUAGACUUGAUUUUUUUGAUGGUUGUUUUUAUUGUACCCGGCAGCAACAACGGUUUACUAAGAUAAUAAUACUGUCUGUUAUAAACUGUGGUGGUGACAUCAUUCAGCCUGGAAUCCAUGUUUUAAAAACAGAAUUAAAGCAACUUUAACUGAC